Messenger RNA from Coturnix japonica (Japanese quail), 2448 nucleotides. The record is from RefSeq and is a predicted model, not a curated record. NCBI's taxonomy places the organism in Eukaryota, Metazoa, Chordata, Aves, Galliformes, Phasianidae.
GACCACACUUUCCUUCUGUGCAUCCUAGAGUUUCUUUCUGGCCAGAUGAGUGUGCCUGAGCUGAGAUACAGAGGCAGCGUCAGCACUGCACCCUGGGGGGCCUCGCUGGGCUCCCCCGCCCAUGCUGGGCCCAGAUGUGGGGGGACUGUGAGGUGGGCAGGUUCCCAGAGCCCUCUGUGACACGGCAGGACGUCACAGUGGGGCUCAGCUCUGAGUCGCUCUCCCCAGCGUCCCCCAGCCACAUUUCCCAGCGAGGCUUGGGAAGUGCCAGGGCUGUUCUUGUCAGCGCUGCUCUGCUCUGCUAGAGCUGCUCUGCCGGCAGGAGAAGGCCAGGGAAACCUUUGAGAUAGUGUGAGAAUCUGCUUGCCAAGAGGCAAGGAACAGGAGCAAGGGAGUGAGCACCGCUUGUCCAACUGCUGCUCAGCAUGGAGGUGGUUGGGGUGUUCAGAUACCUGCUCUUCGAUCCCUUGGAUCCCAAUGAGCUUUCCUUACUCAAGGAGCUCACCACAUCGGAAAUCUGCAGAGUGUGGGACGCCACAUCCAAGUAUGUUUGCAGACAACUGCAGGAGAAGAAGGCGGUGGAUAUCGGGAUUGGGAGCUUUGCAGUUGUGCCAGCUCGUGCCGCCGCUGGAAAGGAUGGGGUUCUGGAUGUGGAUAAGCCCAUUUUCCAGAUGAGCUUUCACAUCCAGAGAUUUUACAAGCUGAAGAAGCCUAAGGCCAAAAUUCCUCUUGAGAUGUUCGAGUAUCCACUGGACUUUGAGGAGAUUGCUGAAAGCAUCCACUUCCGUGCACCAAUCGUAGAGCAGUGCAUCCAUGAGACCCUGCUCGUCUUUGCUGAGGCGCUCCGAGGGAAGAAGGAAGUUGACUUCUUCUUCAGCAGCCUUGGCAUUCUUUCUGUGAGAGGGCCGGAGGUCAUCAUGAACUUCUUUGACAGCUGUGCACUGCAGGUGGAUGCAACGGGCAACAUGCUGCCUGCUCUUCUUGGGGACCCCAAGAUGAUGAACAUGAUUGCAUUCAGAGGCAAAAACAAAUUUACUCGACGCAGUGAGGAUGGCUGCGUCAUGCUGCCAAGCAUUUAUGAUCCAGUGGUGCUGGCUCGGCGCAGGGUAUCUCAGGUUUUGAGGGUAUUGAGAAGAUUCAAGGAGCUGGAGCAGCAAAUGCAAAAGGAUAAUGCCAGGUUCCUGCCACCGAUUGAGGAGGAGCAUGCUGAAGAGGUGGAACAACCAAAACCUCCAGAUGAGCCGGAGCCCUCUGCCAGUGCCAAGCAGUCCUCCAGAGUGGCAGCGCGCUUGAUGCGUGCUGUGACUGAGGAGAAACGGCUCCAGGUGCUGAUGGCCUCCAAGCGCAAGGAGGUCGAAGCUGAAGUCCAGUCCGAGUGCCAGGAGUACAUACAGAGGCUGAGUGCAGAGAGAAGCCAGAACCCCUUCCACCGCCUGCUGGAGCGUGACCCUCGUCCUUCCUACACUGUGAGAAGGGAGUACGAUCAGCAUCUUAAAGAGAGGCUGAAAGGGAAGGACUGGUGCCAAAGCCUCGCAGGGCAGACAGCACCAGGGGACUGGCAGAAGAAGCUGCAGCUCACAGGGACAUCACGGGAACUGAAUAGAGAGAACACGAGGCUCUUGGACCGCCGUGGGAAGGCCCAGAGCUGCCAGGCGGCUUCUGGCUGCAGCGGCCGUAGCCAUCACAGCCUGCACCGAAACUCCCUUUCAGGCGCCAGCGACUGCACCCAGGCGCACUCAGGCAGAGCCUCCCACUGCUGCAAUCUGCCACCUUUGUACGGGGAGAGCUGUCAGCAGCGGGGCCAAGGGGCACCUUUCCAAAAGUAACAUCUUCAAUCAAGCUUUCCAAAAGUAACAUCUUCAAUCAAGCUUUCCAAAAGUAACAUCUUCAAUCAAGCUUUCCAAAAGGAACUUAACAUCUUCCAUCAAAAUUUCCAAAAGAAACUUAACAUCUUCCAUCUAAAUUUCCAAAAGUAACAUCUUCAAUCAAGCUUUCCAAAAGUAACAUCUUCAAUCAAGCUUUCCAAAAGUAACAUCUUCUAUCAAAAUUUCCAAAAGGAACUUAACAUCUUCUAUCAAAAUUUCCAAAAGGAACUUAACAUCUUCCAUUAAUCUUUCCCAAAUUAUCAUCUUCCAUCAAAUAAAGAAAAAUUCACCCCAUACAUAGUGUUUGCCUUAUGUGGUUGCUGUGCACCCACAAACUUCAUUGCCUCAGCAGUUGCUUCAGAGUCUCAGCAAAGCAGCAUUCUGCUUAGGGAAGGUUGUUAUUCCUAGAUAAGUGGGACAUCUGAAGCCUUAAAGCAGUCCGAACAUUCCAUAAUCCACGGGGAGGUACAAUGGGUCUCAGUCCAUUGAUCAGAGGAGGAAGUUCAUGAUAUACUCGGAUUGAGAUGCACUGAUGCAUUUAGUGAUUAUAGUCAAGUGUCCUUUGAGUGAGAAAUAAAACAGG